Molecule: messenger RNA, 3219 nt
Organism: Miniopterus natalensis
Lineage: Eukaryota; Metazoa; Chordata; Mammalia; Chiroptera; Miniopteridae
Gene: PRKCQ
Product: protein kinase C theta
Biological process (GO): protein phosphorylation
Molecular function (GO): ATP binding; diacylglycerol-dependent serine/threonine kinase activity
Source: RefSeq, a predicted model, not a curated record
AUGUCACCAUUUCUUCGAAUUGGUUUAUCCAACUUUGACUGUGGGUCCUGCCAGCCAUGUCAAGGAGAGGCCGUUAACCCUUACUGCGCUGUGCUUGUCAAAGAAUAUGUCGAAUCAGAGAAUGGGCAGAUGUACAUCCAGAAAAAGCCAACCAUGUACCCGCCCUGGGACAGCACAUUCGAUGCCCACAUCAACAAGGGAAGAGUAAUGCAGAUCAUUGUGAAGGGCAAAAAUGUGGACCUAAUAUCUGAAACUACUGUUGAGCUCUACUCCCUGGCUGAGAGAUGCAGGAAGAACAAUGGGAAGACAGAAAUAUGGUUAGAGCUGAAACCUCAAGGCCGAAUGCUAAUGAACGCAAGAUACUUCUUGGAAAUGAGUGACACGAAGGACAUGAGUGAAUUUGAGAAUGAAGGCUUCUUUGCUUUGCAUCACCGUCGAGGAGCCAUCAAACAGGCCAAAGUCCAUCAUGUCAAGUGCCAUGAGUUCACUGCCACCUUCUUCCCACAACCCACGUUCUGCUCUGUCUGCCAUGAGUUCGUCUGGGGUCUGAACAAACAGGGCUACCAGUGUCGACAAUGUAAUGCAGCAAUUCACAAGAAGUGUAUCGAUAAAGUUAUAGCCAAGUGCACAGGAUCAGCUAUCAAUAGCCGAGAAACCAUGUUCCACAAGGAGAGAUUCAAAAUUGACAUGCCGCAUAGAUUUAAAGUCUACAAUUACAAAAGCCCAACCUUCUGCGAGCACUGUGGGACCCUGCUGUGGGGCCUGGCCAGGCAAGGACUGAAGUGUGAUGCAUGUGGCAUGAAUGUGCAUCACCGAUGCCAGACAAAGGUGGCCAACCUAUGUGGCAUAAACCAGAAGCUAAUGGCUGAAGCACUGGCAAUGAUUGAGAGCACUCAACAGGCUCGCUGCUUAAGAGAUUCUGAACACAUCUUCAGAGAAGGUCCAGUUGAAAUUGGUCCUCCAUGCUCCAUAAAAGGUGAAGCAAGGCUGCCAUAUGUACUGACAUCGGGGAAACGAGAGCCACAAGGAAUCUCCUGGGAGUCUCCCUUGGAUGAGAUGGAGAAAAUGUGCCAUCGUCCAGAACCUGAACUGAACGUAGAAAGACCAUCUUUACAUAUGAAAUUAAAAAUUGAGGAUUUUAUCUUGCACAAAAUGUUGGGGAAAGGAAGUUUUGGCAAGGUCUUCCUAGCAGAGUUCAAGAAAACCAACCAAUUUUUCGCAAUAAAAGCCCUAAAGAAGGAUGUGGUUCUGAUGGAUGACGACGUUGAGUGCACAAUGGUAGAGAAGAGAGUUCUCUCCUUGGCCUGGGAGCAUCCGUUCCUGACACACAUGUUCUGUACGUUCCAGACCAAGGAAAACCUCUUCUUUGUGAUGGAAUUUCUCAACGGAGGAGACUUGAUGUACCACAUCCAGAGCUGCCACAAGUUUGACCUUUCCAGAGCCACGUUCUAUGCUGCUGAAAUCAUUCUUGGUCUGCAGUUCCUUCAUUCCAAAGGCAUUGUCUACAGGGACCUGAAGCUAGAUAAUAUCCUGUUAGACAAAGAUGGACAUAUCAAAAUAGCGGACUUUGGAAUGUGCAAGGAGAACAUGUUAGGAGAUGCCAAGACAACCACUUUCUGCGGGACCCCUGACUACAUCGCCCCGGAGAUCCUGCUGGGUCAGAAAUACAACCAUUCUGUUGACUGGUGGUCCUUUGGCGUUCUCCUCUAUGAAAUGCUAAUUGGUCAGUCACCUUUCCACGGGCAAGAUGAAGAAGAGCUGUUCCACUCCAUCCGCAUGGACAACCCCUUUUACCCACGAUGGCUUGAGAAGGAGGCUAAGGACCUUUUAGUGAAGCUCUUUGUGAGGGAACCUGAAAAAAGGCUGGGAGUAAGGGGAAACAUCCGCCAGCACCCAUUGUUUCAGGAGAUCAAUUGGGAAGAGCUUGAAAGAAAAGAGAUUGAUCCACCGUUCAGGCCUAAAGUGAAAUCACCAUAUGACUGCAGCAAUUUUGACAAGGAAUUCUUAAAUGAGAAACCCCGGCUGUCAUUCGCCGACAGAGCACUGAUCAACAGUAUGGACCAGAACAUGUUCAGAAACUUUUCCUUCAUUAACCCUGGGAUGGAGAUGCUGAUAUCCUGAAUCCCCACUCUAGACACAGAAGGAAUUUGCCUUCUCUCUGUGAACUGGUUCGAGUGAAACUCCUUGGGUUCCUUUUCAACUUGGGAAAGAAAAGAAACACUCAACAAUAAAGGCUGAGGCCUUUCAGCUCCUCACUGACUUUGCAUCUGUAGCAGAAACCAACUCAUCUUCACUAAUGACAAUGCCUUUGGUUUCUCUUGUCAUCUUUCACAGCCACUCUUGAAGUUAGGUCAUGACUAACCAUAGUUAUUUACUUGAAAGAUGGUUCUUCACACUGUGAAAAAUUUGGAAACUUAAUUCUGCUCUAAUGGUGGCUCUUCACUUGUGCACCAACUGCUGAUCAAUGAAACACUUGGUGACUCAAGGAACAAAGUGAGAGCAAGCAUCUCAAGACUGAAACAGCAUGUUGCCUGGUGUAGUAAUGGGUUUCAUUUAAGCUGCAGACAAGUAACCACUAACCCAUUUUUUUCUGUGUACAUCUGUGGAAGUGUGAAUGGUAGGGGGGAGGAAGCCCUGAAUAGGAGUCCUUCACAAUAAACAUAGCUUUGUAACUUGAGAUCUAUAAAUCCAUCAUUCUGAUUAACCAUGAAAUUCACAGGAAAGAGGAAAAUGGAAAGUAGGAAGAGUUCAUGUCACUGAUAUGGAAGGUUUUAAUAGAAUACCCACUCUGGUGAUCUUGUCAACAUACAUAUUAAAUUUAGAGUUCAACAAAGAUAGAAUCAUGGUACUCCUGCCAAUAAAACCUUUCUAUCCAUCCAUUCUCAGUUGAUAUCAGUACAAUGGCAGUCACCCACCCAAUACCAUCUUCACAUUUAUUAUAACAAGUAAAGAAAUGAGUGUAUAAUUCUUUCAAGAGAAAAAUAAAACUGUCCCUUAUACCAUUACUGAUGAAUUGAUGACUCAUAAGUCUCUCUUUAGGCAUCACUCAAGAUAAAAGACCCAUGCAUGCUAAUUGUAGCAGUCGAUCUUGUUUAAUUAGAAUUCUAACUAUACAUUUUUAAGUAUCUGUGCUGUUUGUAUAUUUUGAUAAAAUGUUGUGACUUAAUGACAGAGGUGGAUAUGUAAACAUGGAAUAAAAGAAAGAAAGAUGUCUCUUAA